CUUACAUUGGUGGCCAGUGGGAAGAAUGUUCCUUACAUUGGGGGUCAGUGAGAAGAAUGUUCCUUACAUUGGUGGUUAGUGGGAAGAAUACUCCUUACAUUGGGGGUCAGUGGGAAGAAUACUCCUUACAUUGGGGGUCAGUGGGAAGAAUACUCCUUACAUUGGUGGUCAGUGGGAAGAAUGUUUCUUACAUUGGGGGUCACUGAGAAGAAUGUUCCUUACAUUGAUGGCCAAUGGGAAGAAUGUUCCUUACAUUGGGGGUCACUGAGAAGAAUGUUUCUUACAUUGGGGUUCAGUGGGAAGAAUGUUCCAUACAUUGGGGGUCAGUGGGAAGAAUGUUCCAUACAUUGUGGUCAGUGGGAAGAAUGUUCCUUACAUUGGGGGGUCAGUGAGAAGAAUGUUCCUUACAUUGGUGGUUAGUGGGAAGAAUACUCCUUACAUUGGUGGUCAGUGGAAAGAAUACUCCUUACAUUGGGGGUCAGUGGAAAGAAUACUCCUUACAUUGGGGGUCAGUGGGAAGAAUACUCCUUACAUUGGGGGUCAGUGGAAAGAAUACUCCUUACAUUGGUGGUCAGUGGGAAGAAAGUUUCUUAUAUUGGUGGCCAGUGGGAAGAAUACUCCUUAC
Messenger RNA from Staurois parvus, 625 nucleotides. The record is from the annotation of a GenBank genome assembly. Lineage: Eukaryota; Metazoa; Chordata; Amphibia; Anura; Ranidae.